GUAUGCGCAGUUGCGACACUCCUCCAGCUCUUUCUCUAGGGUGUCCGUGCAUACUUCCUUCCUCUAUUGCACUUGCAAAAUCGCCCCUCCACCACCCCCUCCCAACCUCGGUCCGGUGGUAUCGUCCGACGGUGAGAGCAAGAGCACAGUUGUCGGCUGCAGGUUGCUCGGAGAGGAACGCACAGCCGCGGAGGAAACACUAGAAAACGUCUCUAUUCUUUCUCCACUGCUGUAAGUGCGAGUCUGAUUCUCUUCUACCUGGCAUUUUCUUCAACUUGGAGGAAUACAAACAUCUUUGAAGAACCAAUUUGAAAAGGACAGAUGGCCCUCUAAGCCCCAUCCCUCCACCUCAGUGAUGCUUAGCUGCUGUAUCCCAGAGGCCCACCUUGGCAGUUAGAGGAGAAGUCAUCACCAUGACUAUGGCUGGCCUCUUCCUCCUCCUCCUCCUCAUCCUCCCCCCAGCUGUUGUAACGCAGAACUCUGCGGUCCCAACGACCCCAAGCCCAUCCUUGUUUGACCUGCUGACCCAACCGGAGUGCACAAAGAAAGAGCAUCCAAAGGUUUCCAUCCAAGCUCUCAGCCCGUGGAUUUCCACUUUCUUCCACCCUGGCGUGAGAGACUACUCCCAGCUCACCCUUGACCUGACUAGGAAUGAGCUUAUUGUGGGUGCCAGGAACUACCUGUUCAGACUGCACCUCAGUAACAUGUCGCUCAUACAGGCGACAGAAUGGGCACCGGACGAGGAAACCAGGAGGUCCUGUCAGAGCAAAGGCAAAACAGAGAUUGAAUGUCAGAACUACAUCAGAGUCCUGCUGGUGAACAAGACUGAGGUCAUGACCUGUGGAACUAAUGCCUUCCAGCCGCUAUGUAUUACCAGAGAGGUGGGAAACAUGAGCAGCAUGUUGGAGCGAGUGAACGGAGUGGCUCGAUGCCCCUAUGACCCUCGACACAACUCUACGGCAGUGGUGACAGAGAGCGGAGAGCUGUAUGCUGCCACUGUCAUCGACUUUUCCGGCCGUGAUCCCGUCAUUUACCGUAGCCUGGGGGGGAUGCCGCCACUCCGGACUGCCCAGUACAACUCCAAGUGGCUCAACGAGCCUCACUUCAUCUCGGCCUAUGACAUCGGCCUCUUCACCUUCUUUUUCCUGAGGGAGAACGCGGUGGAGCACGACUGUGGCAAGACGGUUUAUUCCCGGGUGGCAAGAGUCUGCAAGAAUGACAUUGGAGGGCGAUUUCUGCUGGAGGACACCUGGACCACGUUCAUGAAGGCCCGACUCAACUGCUCUCGAUCCGGAGAGAUCCCGUUUUAUUACAACGAGCUGCAGAGCACUUUCUACCUGCCCGAACAAGACCUGAUCUACGGCAUCUUCACUACCAACGUCAAUAGUAUUGCGGCAUCUGCAGUUUGUGCCUUCAACCUGAGUGCCAUCACGCAGGCCUUCAACGGGCCUUUCCGCUCUCAGGAGAACCCUCGAUCCACCUGGCUGCCCACACCCAACCCCAUCCACAACUUCCAGUGUGGCACCAUAGAUGACGAGGGUCCUAAUGAGGGUCUAACGGAACGAAGCCUGCAGGAUGCUCAGCGCCUUUACUUGAUGAACGAUGUGGUUCAGCCAGAGUCUGUCGACCCCCUGGUCAUGCAGGACGAUGUUCGUUUCUCAAACCUAGUUGUGGACAUUGUUCAGGGCAUGGACACCCUCUACCAUGUUAUUUACAUCAGCACGGAAUAUGGCACAAUCCUGAAAGCUCUCGCGACAUCCAACAAGAAUCUGCAGGGCUGUUACCUGGAGGAGAUGGAGCUCCUCCCACCAGGUGUGCGAGAACCAAUCCUGAGCUUGCAGAUCCUGCACAGCGACAGGUCGCUCUUCAUUGGACUCAACAACAGAGUCCUAAAGAUCCCACUGGAGAGAUGCUCCACCUACAAAACUGAGACCCUGUGCUUGGAGGCGAGAGACCCCUACUGUGGCUGGGACUUCAGGCAGCGCCGAUGCACCACGCUGGAGGAGAGCUCCAACAUGAGCCAGUGGAAGCAAAACAUCACGCUUUGUCCGCUGCGAAACCAGACCACCAAUGGAGGCUUCGGACCCUGGGCGCCAUGGCAACCCUGCAACAAUGAAGAUGUUGUGGAUGGCGUGAGCUCCUGCUUGUGUCGCUCCAGGUCUUGUGAGAAUCCUGCUCCUCGAUGUGGAGGCAAACACUGUGAGGGUCCCACCAUCGAAGUCUCGAACUGUUCAAGAAAUGGAGGCUGGACACCAUGGUCGUCAUGGGGACAGUGCAGCACAACCUGUGGUACGGGCUUUGAGCUGCGUCAACGUUCCUGCAACAAUCCAUCACCCCGGCAUGGAGGCCGAGUGUGUGUGGGCCCCAGCAGAGAUGAAAGGUUCUGUAAUGAAGGGGUGUCCUGUCCUCAGCCUAUUUUCUGGACCCCAUGGGGCUCCUGGACAAAGUGCAGCACUGAAUGUGGUGGAGGUGUCCACUCCAGGGUGCGAAUUUGUGAGAACGGCAACAGCUGCCCAGGAUGUGCACUGGAGUACAAGGCCUGUAACCUGGAGGCUUGUCCAGAGGUGAAGAGGAACACACCGUGGACACCCUGGAUGCCCGUCAACGUAACUCAGGGCGGCGCUCGCCAAGAGCAGAGGAUGCGCUACAUGUGCCGAGCCCACCUGUCUGAUCCCCACGAGCUGCAGAUCGGACGGAGGAAGGUGGAGACUCGCUUCUGUCCCAAUGAUGGUACAGCAGCCUGCGAGACAGAUACCCUUGUUGAGGAGCUUCUGAAGACACCAGUGGUGAGGGUUGCCGGCUUAGGCUGGUCAUCUUGGGAAACCUGGUCGAGCUGCUCACAGAGUUGUGCCAAAGGCUACCGAACCCGGCGGCGAACUUGUGCCGGACCAGAGGGGAAGAGCGCCUCUGUAGCAUGCCGUGGCUCGCCCGUAGAGUACCAGGACUGCAAUGUCCAGGCAUGUCCUGUGAAAGGUGCAUGGUCCUGCUGGUCGUCUUGGUCUCAGUGCUCUGUGGGUUGUGGUGGCGGUCACUACCAGCGAACUCGCUCCUGUAACAGCCCUGCACCGGCCAAUGGAGGAGACAUUUGCAUAGGACUCCACACCGAGGAGGCUCUGUGUAACACACACACUUGUGAUGGUGGCUGGAUGGCCUGGUCACUGUGGUCAGCCUGUGAUGACUCAGGCUUGCAGAUGAGGAGUCGUAUGUGUGGUGCUCAGGGAAACAACCCCUGUGUGGGGAACAGCACUCAGCGCAGAGACUGCAAUGAAAUACCUGUCAUUCUCCCUGCAUCUGGUUUUGAUAAGGACCAACACUGUGGAGCGUUCACCUCCAUCCACCUAAUCGCCACUGGUGUUUCCUGUUUCCUUGGCGGGCUGCUGUCCUUCCUGAUCUAUGUCUACUGUCAACGCUUCCACAAGCCUUCGCAAGAGUCCGCCAUCAUUCACCCCACCACCCCAAACCAUCUCAAUUACAAGGGCAACACCACGCCAAAGAAUGAGAAGUACACACCAAUGGAGUUUAAGACACUGAACAAAAACAACCUGCUUCCAGAUGAAAGAUCCAACUUCUACCCAACACCACUCCAGCAGACAAAUGUCUACACCACCACCUACUAUCCCACAGCACUUGGCAAAUUCGACUACCAACCCAACUCGUCCCCAUCACCAUGCAGGACCUACAACAACAGUAACAACAGCUGAGACGAGGCCCACAACGGGCUCUCCAACCCCCCUGCUCCAAACGGACAUCACCUGAAUGCCGUGGUGACAUAACAUGAACUGAAACGUUACUCAGAGCUUGGCCAGGUUCCUCUGUUCACCACCGCCCCGCUCCUUGCUCCCGUAGUCUCUUCUGCAUGGUAGGGUUUGUCUUUUCAAGGGCGUUUUUUGAAACUUUCCAUUGGGAGAUGUGAGUUUGGACAACAAUACCUGUGUCCUGGUACAGUCAUGAACUUAUGCAACCAGCUGGGGGUGUAUUAUUGUAAGGGCCUGACUGGAUAUAGCAGUGUCAACUCUCAGCUUCAUGUGGGCAACUAGUGGAAAACUCUACGAGGACGAGUUAUGACUUUAGACAGAUUAUGACCGCAUCACCUCAGUGCAGGUGCUGGGCCAAGCAUACACGAUUCUGGACACAACCAACACAAUACUAAAAAAAUAUAUAUUACAUUUCUCUGGAUCUGGGUCACCAUUUUAUGCCUCUUCAUUACAAACCACAUCCUCAGCUUUGAGUCCCUUGACAACAAAAGCAGUUACAAAGAACAAACGGCGCAUAUGGUUAUGUCCUUGCCGCCCAACACAGAGCAAGAGAACAAAAGAGAAAACUCAAUAAAGUCGAUCAUGAAAUAAAUUAGAGAUCAAUAUCUCUGGUUGUUUGGGGGGAAGAAAUCCACGUCCUCCAUUGAUGGUGUUUCACGUGACAAAAGAUAAGAACUUCAAAGUUGAUGAAGGUUUUGGACGGCUGUUCGGAGGAGCUACAAUAUUCAACAUCACUCAACUGGAGAGAAAUACUCUCUAAAUCAGCUUAUGAUCACAGUCACAUCUCUUUUGUGGACAAGGACAUUCACUCGUAAAAUCAAAGCAAGGAAUGCUGGAGGUGAACUGUAAAAAGGGAAUGCCGUGGGUGCCUGUAUGCAAUAGAGGGCAGGGUGAGAUUUGUUUUCAUUUCUAUUUGUUUCAUUUUUUUUCCAAGAACAAUAAUGACUUCUGGAAGAGAAUCAAUUGAUUCUCCAAUUGAUUCUCUAGUGGAUGCAUUGAUUCUACUGAGUGCUAAAUAGCUCGAUGGUCAUAUCAAAUAUGGCCAAUGUGCUAAACAACUGGAUUGGGUUUUCUAUGACGGUAGAAUAAGCUAGUAGAGUGGCACUUGUUCUUUUUUUAAAUGUUUGUUUUUUAAGAUGAUACUUCUUUCAUGCUCAGUCGAGCAGUAGCAUAGGUGGAAAUAUUUUGCUAAAUAAGAUAUAACUGAUUAAUUCUUGUUUUCUUAAAUACUUUAAUUUCACUGAAUGAAUGCAUUUCUUUGUUUUGAUUAUCCAGCAACUUCAUAGUCACUGAAUCUUCAACACAUGAAAUCUUAACAGAAAUAAAACAAUUAAUUUUAAUGAUGUGGGGUGUUUUUUUAUUUUUACAAAAAAUGACUAAUAAAAACUUUAAAUUGGCCCCAACUGAAAAGAAAAAAAAAUUAUGCUUGCUUAGAGGUUUGCCAGUGUGAAGAUCAAAAUGAAUGCAUGCGUGUGUGGAUGUGCGUACCUGCAAACACAUGUACUGUCUGUAUGUCUGAAUGAGCAAAAGGGGAGUUGAUGUAUUUUGUACAAAGUUUGCUUUCAUACAUAUGACUAUGAGGUCUGUAAAGGUUGACUUUUUUUUUGCAUAAAUGUGCAUUUUAUCCACACUCUGUCACUCUAGGCAUUCUACUGGUUUUUCGUGUAUGAGAUGUUAAUCAUUUGUAAGUUAAAGCAUCGCGCCUCUGGUUCCUGCGAAGGUGGAAUGGACAUUAUUUAUAGUUAAAGCUUGGUUUAUAAAGGGCAUUUUCACAACUCUAUUUUAUUAUUAUUGCCUGGUCGAUGAAUGCUAACCCAGCAAUGCUUUUCAGUUCAGCUACUGUACAUGCACGAGAUGAGAGCUCUAUCUGUAUAUAAGAGCAACAGCCUUCUGCCCAUUUAAUGUCCCUGAAGAGGAUCAUGUAAAUGUAAAAUCUAUGUAUCUUGUAUAGCUAACACUGUUUGUUUAAAAAAAAGCCUUAUAGUUGUUUAAAAAACGUUCAGCAGCUAAGUACACACCAACCAUGAGAUUUGUUUGGGGACAGAGCUCCACAAUGACCUGUGGGUUAUGACCUUCCACAGCUGCUCAAACAUCAAAUUUCCAGAGAUACAUGAACCCACAAUGAAAAUAACUCCGUGCAGCACUACUAAUGAGAGCACUAAAUAUUAAAAACACAAAUGAUGAGGAUAUGGAAUUCAAAAGAUGUCAUUUUGAUCUAAACUUAGCUUCUAUUGGCCUGGUCUGAAAACCAUUCAUCUGAGUGGUUAAUUUUGAGCUCUGUCCCCUGCAAUGUGAGGAUCUGUGCCCUUCUAUGCAACUUACCAGGUGUACUGUUAGACCUGUCAUGUAGACUGUAAUCACUGCCUUUUAGACACUGUGAAUUUUUGGUACCCUAUAUUUUUGUAUAUUGUACAUUAUAAAAAGGACAAUAAACCUUGAUGCCAACAGAA
This is a messenger RNA of Acanthochromis polyacanthus (spiny chromis), 6205 nucleotides long. RefSeq names its product sema domain, seven thrombospondin repeats (type 1 and type 1-like), transmembrane domain (TM) and short cytoplasmic domain, (semaphorin) 5Ba (gene sema5ba). Gene Ontology annotation, biological process: neural crest cell migration; axon guidance; negative regulation of axon extension involved in axon guidance. The record is from RefSeq and is a predicted model, not a curated record. Lineage: Eukaryota; Metazoa; Chordata; Actinopteri; Pomacentridae. Gene Ontology annotation, molecular function: chemorepellent activity; semaphorin receptor binding.